This is a messenger RNA of Sporothrix brasiliensis 5110, 3225 nucleotides long. RefSeq names its product ATP-dependent RNA helicase DDX54/DBP10. The record is from RefSeq and is a predicted model, not a curated record. NCBI's taxonomy places the organism in Eukaryota, Fungi, Ascomycota, Sordariomycetes, Ophiostomatales, Ophiostomataceae. Gene Ontology annotation, molecular function: RNA binding; RNA helicase activity; ATP binding. The transcript has a single exon. The coding region runs from base 1 to 3225 and encodes 1074 amino acids. Gene Ontology annotation, cellular component: nucleus.
AUGUCCGCCCGGUUCGCUUCUCCGACGCCGUCGGAGAACGAGGUCGACAUUGUGGGCGACCUGUUCGCCGACGACUUUGGCGGCUUCGGCAGCGAUCUUGACGGCGACAACGACGAAACAAGCAGCCGGAAACGCAAAAAGACAAAGACCGCACCGCCGCCGCAAGAGGACGACCUCGACCUUGGCGCCAUCCUCGAGGGCGGCGGCUUCACCGACGCCAGCAAUGGUCUGCCAAAGAAGAAGGGCGUGCUGACGGGCGCCAACCUGGAGGACGGCGACGACGAGGCCUACAUUGCGCUGCAGCAGGCCGCCGCGUUCCGCAAGACGAGCAAUCUCAAGGGCGCUGCGUCCGUCAAGGGCGGCGGCUUCCAGGCCAUGGGCCUCAACCCGACGCUGCUGCGCGCCAUCACACGCAAGGGUUUCUCGGUGCCGACGCCCAUCCAGCGCAAGACGAUCCCGCUGAUCCUGGGCCGCCGCGAUGUCGUGGGCAUGGCCCGCACCGGCUCGGGCAAGACGGCCGCCUUUGUGAUCCCCAUGAUCCAGCGCCUGCGGUCCCACAGCGUGCGUGUCGGCGCGCGGGCCCUCAUCAUGUCGCCGUCGCGCGAACUGGCCAUGCAGACGCUGAAAGUCGUCAAGGAGCUCGGCCGCGACACAGACCUCAAGACGGUGCUGCUGGUCGGCGGAGACAGCCUCGAGGAGCAGUUUGCGCUGCUGGCGUCGAACCCGGACAUUGUCAUUGCGACGCCCGGCCGCUUCCUGCAUCUCAAGGUCGAAAUGUCGCUUGACCUGUCGUCCAUCAAGUAUGUCGUCUUUGACGAGGCGGAUCGCCUGUUCGAGAUGGGUUUCGCCGCCCAGUUGACGGAGAUUCUGCACGCCCUGCCGCCGUCGCGCCAGACGCUGCUGUUCUCGGCCACGCUGCCGUCGUCGCUCGUUGAGUUUGCACGGGCUGGUCUGCAGGACCCGAGCCUGGUGCGCCUGGACAUUGAGACCAAAAUCUCGCCCAAGCUCAAGAGUGCCUUCUUCAGCGUCAAGGGCCCCGAGAAGGAGGGUGCCCUGCUGCACGUGCUGCACGAUGUCAUCAAGAUCCCGCUGGGCCUGCCCGAGGCGGCCCUCAAGGCGCGCGAGGAGGGUCGGCGCAGCGGCGGGGACGGCGACGACGAUGACGCCAAUCCGCGGAAACGCAAGCGCCUCAACAGCGGCUACGUGUCCUCCAAGGUGGCACCCACCGAGCACUCGACGAUUGUCUUUGCCGCCACCAAGCACCACGUCGAGUACCUGGCAUCCAUCCUGUCCGAGGCCGGCUUUGCCGUGUCCUAUGUCUACGGCUCGCUCGACCAGACCGCCCGUAGAAUCCAGGUCGAGAACUUCCGCCACGGCCGCACCAACAUCAUGGUCGUGACGGACCUGGCGGCCCGUGGUAUUGACAUCCCCGUGCUGGCCAACGUCGUCAACUACGACUUCCCGCCCCAGGCCAAGGUCUUUGUGCAUCGCGUCGGUCGCACCGCCCGUGCCGACCAGGAGGGUAGCAGCUACAGCUUGGUGCAGGACACCGAUGCGCCGUACCUCGUGGAUUUGCAGCUGUUUCUGGGCCGCAAGCUGCUCGUGGGCCGCGACGGGAUCGAGGGCAGUCAAAGAGGCCAGUACGAUCUGACCCGCGACAUUGUCGUCGGCUCGCUCGCUCGCAGCUCGGUUGAACCGCACGUCGAGUGGGUCACGACGCUGCUGGGCGACGUGCACGACGUUGAGUUGCUGCGCCAGGUCGCGUCCAAGGCCCAGAAGCAGUACUUCCGCACGCGGCUGUCCGCCUCCAGCCAGAGCGCCAAGCGUGCGCGCGAGAUCGUUCGUAGCCGUGGCUGGUCGCAGCUGCACCCCAUCUUCGGUGACAGCACGGACACCGGCGGCACAGAUGAGCACGGCGCAGAAGGUGCCUCCGUCGGCCUGGCACGCGAAGACCUGCUGGCCAAGAUCACGGGGUACAAGCCGCAAGAGUCCAUCUUUGAGGUCCACCACCAGAACAAGAAGGCCAUGAAGAGCAAGGCAGCCGAAAUCAUGCGCACAAUGCGGAAACGCGCUGGCCCGCGGCGUAGCGCCAGCGGAGUGCCUACCACAACCGAUGGUGGUGAGGACGACGGCCCCUCUGCGGCGGAAAUCAACGGUGCGGAUUACGAAGAGGGUGCUGCGGCACUGGUCAAUGGUGGUGGCGGUGGCGGCGGCGACGACGACGACGACGACGACGAGGCAGAGGACCCAUGGGAGGAUGACGAUGACGAGGAUGAGGACUACGGCGCAGAUGUGCUCGAAAACGCGGAUGCCUGGGCCGUCGACAAUGGCGAGGGUGACACCGAUGUCGGCGGCGCGGGGGCCGCCUCGUGGGUCGACAGCUCCGUGUACAUGUCCUACACCCCUCGCGCAGGCCCCAGCAUGGAUGCGCGCGCCGUCGAAGAGCGCGGCUACGGCGUGCACGGCCGCGGUGGCGACGACGACAUGGACAGCGGCUUCAACAGCUUUGCGCAGGCGGCCCGCGACGCCACGAUGGACCUGACCAACGACGACACCGCCAAGGCGUUUGGUGUCCCCACGCGCACCAAGUUGCGCUGGGACAAGAAGCAGGGCAAGUACGUGGCCCGCGCCAACGACGAGGACGGUAGCCGCGUGCAGGGCGGCAAGGGCGGUGGCAAGAUGAUCCGCGGCGAGAGCGGCGUCAAAAUUGCGGCGUCCUUCCAGAGCGGCCGCUUCGACAAGUGGCGCAAGGCCAACCGCCUCGGCCGUCUGCCGCAGGUCGGCGAUGCCGAGCGCAGCGGACUGGCGCGCCAGGUGCAGAACCCCGCGGCUGGCGGUUCUGGUCCUGGCGGCCGUGGUGGCUUCAAUGCCGGCCCGGGCACUGGUCGCUUCAUGCACAAGAAGGAGCUGGCGCCCAAGGAGGCUGACAAGUUCCGCGGCAACUACCACGUGCAAAAGAAGCGCGUAACCGAGGCCCGCGAGAACCGGGUCGGCCGCUUCAAGGACGGCGAGGGAAGCUAUCGCGAGGUCAAGGGCAUGGACGACGUCCGCAAGGCCCGCAAGGUCAUGGAGCAGAAGAAGCUCAAGAAUGCGCGCCCGGCACGAGACGGCGGUCGGGGUGGCGGCAGAAGUGGCGGUGGCGGCGGCCGUGGCCGGGGUGGCGGCCGUGGCGGUGGCGGUCGUGGUGGUCGUGGUGGUCGUGGCGGUGGACGUGGUCGUGGUUAG